Messenger RNA from Anthonomus grandis grandis, 2299 nucleotides. RefSeq names its product bifunctional arginine demethylase and lysyl-hydroxylase PSR (gene PSR). The record is from RefSeq and is a predicted model, not a curated record. The coding region runs from base 122 to 1372 and encodes 416 amino acids. Gene Ontology annotation, molecular function: histone H4R3 demethylase activity; P-TEFb complex binding. The transcript is spliced from 7 exons. Gene Ontology annotation, biological process: phagocytosis. NCBI's taxonomy places the organism in Eukaryota, Metazoa, Arthropoda, Insecta, Coleoptera, Curculionidae. Gene Ontology annotation, cellular component: cytoplasm; nucleus.
AAGUGCUUCUUUGCGUUUUCCCAAUGUCAUAAUUGUAAUUUUCUCAAAUUAAAGUAAAUUAUUUUAGUUUUUGAGUUUUUUAAAUUUAAGUAGUUAAUAAAUUCGAACACAGACCUAAGCAAUGGACGACGCCGAGUUUGCAUACAGAGCUAAGAAACGCAUCAAGGAAGUUAAGAAGAAAGCCAGGCCGGAACUAAGCACCAAAGGCUCCUGGGAGUUCUAUCACUAUUCACUUAACUUUGAGAGGUUUCAUAACUUCACUGACAAUUGUGAUCGAAUUGAUCAAGCUAAAGUUUCAUCCCAAGCCUUCAUAGAUUUAUAUGAACUUCCGUACAAACCAGUAGUGAUAACAGGGUGCCAAAAUGGAUGGCGGGCCAAUUUCAAAUGGACCCUAGAUAAGCUGGCAAAGAAAUAUAGGAACCAAAAAUUCAAAUGUGGCGAAGACAAUGAAGGUUAUAGCGUCAAAAUGAAGAUGAAGUACUAUAUUUAUUAUAUGCUACAUACUAAAGAUGAUAGUCCUCUAUAUAUUUUUGAUAGCAAUUUUGGUGAACAUCGCCGUAGAAAAAAGCUAUUAGAAGACUAUGAAGUGCCUUUAUAUUUCCAAGAUGAUCUGUUUAAAUACUCUGGUGAGAGUCGCAGACCCCCUUACAGGUGGUUUGUUAUGGGACCUGCCCGCUCUGGAACUGGGAUCCAUAUUGAUCCUUUGGGAACAAGUGCCUGGAAUUCUUUGGUUGUGGGCCAUAAAAGAUGGUGCCUAUUUCCUACCCACACUCCCAAAGAACUACUAAAAGUAAAUGGAGCACAGGGCGGCAAGCAAAGGGAUGAAGCAAUAACUUGGUUCAGUAUUAUCUACCCCAAAACCAAAGAGCCAGAUUGGCCUCAAGAUUGCAAGCCGAUUGAGAUCUUGCAGAAACCUGGAGAGACUGUGUUUGUUCCUGGCGGGUGGUGGCAUGUUGUGCUCAAUUUGGAUACUACCAUUGCUGUGACACAAAACUUUUGUAGCAAGACCAAUUUUCCAAUGGUGUGGCAUAAAACUGCCAGAGGGAGACCCAAAUUAUCCCAAAGAUGGUUGAAGGUUCUUAAAGAAAAAGAACCGAACCUUGCUGUAUUAGCAGACCGAGUCAACCUCAGUCUUCCAUCCGGUAUGGCAUCAGAUAGUUCGAGCAACUCAUCUAGUUCAAGCUCAGACUCAGAAACAGGGGAGUGUAAAAGAGUGACUGAUAUUGAUAGUGGACAAGAGUCGAUAACUGCCAAGAAAAAAAGAAGAAAAUCUGACAACGAAUUAGAGAGAAGUCGUAAGGCUAUACGUCGCGAGAGCAGAGACACUCCAGGUUUUAAAAUACCUGGUGAUUUGCAACAACAAAUCCCUUGAGGUGUAUACGGGUAUUAUACCAUAUUGUUCUUAUUUAUUUCUUACCAUUAGUAAUAUUGUUUUUUUAAUAUUGUUAUGUGAGUGCUUUUAAAUUUUUCCAUUAGAAUAUAAAUAUAUAGAAAGUAACUAUUUUUCGUAAAUUUUUAAAUAGAUUUGUAUAAUAAACAAAAAAGGAAAAAUCUAGAAGCAACAUUAGUUUCCCAAGUUUAGUUUGGAUAUUUUCUCGUUGGUUACUAGUCUUUUCUUACCAAAAAUAGAGUGAAGAAUUGUUGUUUAAAAGUCCGCUGAUAUUUAUUUUUGUAAUUGUCUUCACAUCUACAGGGUACAAGAAAGGCUUCAUUCCUAAUAUCAGUGAAACUGUAUUUUUAUUGUCAUUUUGCACCAGUUGACUAUGUAAGACGUAAGAACCAAUUAAAAAAACUUUUAAUUGGGACUGAUAAAAUGCCUAAUAGUUAGUUGCAAUAAUUAGAUUGGUUCUUACCUCUUUGAUUGUUUAAUAAUCAACUGCAAUGCAACUUUAACCAGACCGGACAUAAUUUAUUGUAGUUUGUAAUCAAUAUUGUUUAUCUUAAAAAGGUGCCUUUUAUAAUGUAGAUUUCUCUAUAAGGUUGAUGACUCAAUCAAGCAUUGGUGCAAAAAAAAUCAUGAUAAAAGUAACAAUAAUGGUAGUUCUGUGAUAUGCAGAGAAGUUUUUUUUUAAUAUGCAAUAUAAUUGGUUUUGAGCAGUCAAAAUAUCGUUAUCCACUGCCAAAUUGUAAAACGUUUUUUGUUUAGGUUCAUUUAUCUCACAACAAUCGGCAUUUAGGUUAAGAUUUUUCUAGGAACAAAUUAAAGAACUUGUUAUAAUAGUUUCAUAUUUAUGUUCUGAGAACGACAUUGUCAGUCACGUAUUGUUGUGCCUUUUGAGAGAUAUGUAUUUCUUGUGUU